Echinops telfairi (small Madagascar hedgehog) is the source of this 2070-nucleotide messenger RNA. RefSeq names its product serine protease 53 (gene PRSS53). The transcript has 11 exons. The record is from RefSeq and is a predicted model, not a curated record. Gene Ontology annotation, biological process: proteolysis. Lineage: Eukaryota; Metazoa; Chordata; Mammalia; Afrosoricida; Tenrecidae. Gene Ontology annotation, molecular function: serine-type endopeptidase activity. Bases 1 to 1752 code for a protein of 583 amino acids.
AUGAGGCCGAGCUGGGGACCUGCGCUGCUGCUCCUGGACCUGGUGGUCCUCGUAGGGGGUCUUCAAGGGACUCAGCGGGCCUGUGGGCAGCGUGGCCCUGGGCCGCCCGAGCCUCAGGAGGGCAGCACAGUGUCAGGCGAGUGGCCGUGGCAGGCCAGCGUGCGGCAGCAAGGGCUGCACGUCUGCAGCGGCUCCCUGGUGGCAGACGGCUGGGUCCUCACCGCUGCCCACUGCUUUGAAAAGGUGGCAGCAACAGAGCUCGACUCCUGGUCAGUUGUCCUGGGCUCUCUGCAGCGGGAGGGCCUGAGCCCAGGGGCUGAGGAGGUACCCGUGGCUGCGCUGCAGCUGCCCAGGGCCUAUAACCACUACAGCCAGGGUUCAGACCUGGCCCUGCUGCGGCUCGCCCGGCCCACAGCCCACACACCCCUCUGCCUGCCUCAGCCCACUCACCACUUCCCCUUUGGGACCUCUUGCUGGGCCACUGGCUGGAACCAAGACACCGAUGAUCCUCCCAGGACCCUGCGGAAUUUGCGCCUACGUCUCAUCAGCCGCCCCACGUGUAACUGCCUCUACAACAGGCUGCAUCAGCGGCCGCUGGCCAGCCCAGCCCGACCUGGCAUGCUGUGUGGGGGUGCCCAGCCUGGGGUACAGGGGCCCUGUCAGGGGGACUCGGGGGGCCCUGUGAUGUGCCACGAGCCUGAUGGGCACUGGGUCCAGGCUGGCAUCAUCAGUUUCGCAUCAAGCUGUGCCCGGGAAGACACGCCAGUGCUGCUGACGGACUUGACUGCCCACAGUGCCUGGCUGCAGGCUCAAGCCCACGGGGCUGCCUUCCCAGCUCAGAGCCCAGACACCCCGGUGAUCAGUGAUGAGGACAGCUGUGUAGCUUGUGGGUCCCUGAGGGGAGAAGGCCCACAGGCUGGCGGCCCCUCCCCGUGGCCCUGGGAUGCCUGGCUGAAGCACCAAGGGACACUGGCCUGUGGCGGAGCCCUGGUUUCAGAGGUGGUGGUGCUGACGGCUGCCCACUGCUUCAUUGGACGCCAGGGCGCAGAGGAGUGGAGUGUGAGGCUGGGAGCUGAACCGGAGGAGCGUGGACUCAAACAGCUCAUCCUGCACGGGGCCUAUACCCACCCAGAGGGGGGACACGACGUGGCUCUCCUGUUACUGGCCCAGCCCGUGACCCUGGGCCCCAGCCUUCGGCCCCUCUGCCUGCCCUAUGCUGACCACCACCUGCCUGAUGGGGCACGCGGCUGGGCUCUGGGGCUGGCUCACCGAGCAGGAGGAGGUAUCAGACCCCGACAGACAGUGCCAGUGACCCUGCUGGGGCCGAGGGCCUGUGGCCGCCUGCAUGCAGCCCCUGGAGGUGAUGGCGUCCCCAUUCAGCCAGGGAUGGUGUGUAGCAGUGUGGUGGGUGAGCUGCCCCGCUGCGAGGGCCUGUCUGGGGCACCGCUGGUGCUUGAGGUGAGGGGCACGUGGUUCCUGGCUGGGCUACACAGCUUUGGAGAUGCUUGUCAUGGCCCCGUGCGCCCCGCUGUCUUCACGGCACUUCCGGCCUACGAGGACUGGGUCAGCAGCUUAGACUGGCAGGUCUACUUUGCCGAGGAGCCGGAGCUGGAGCCGGAGCCUGAGCCCGGAAGCUGCCUGGCCAACAUGAGUAUGCUGCUGACAGGCGGCUUUGGGCUGAUUGCGGGCUGCCCUGCACUCACCAUGGUCAUGCCUGCCUGCCCUCUCGGUGCCUCUCACCCGAGUGUGUGACUGAUGCAGAGCCAGUAGCCCAGACUUCUGGGAAGAAACCUGCCCAGGACGGGCCUCUGCCCCCACCCUCCACCAGCCCCCCUGGGGAGCAUUCGUCCCUGCAGGACAGGGAGAUGUCUUUCUCCACCCUGCUCCCUCCAUCGGAUGCAGGCAUCCACAACCGACCCUCCCCAUCCAGGCCCCAGAGAACCCAGCAGCCAGGUGUUUUGAAAAUUUCGGGGCUUUUUUUUCCCGUUUGUUUUUUUUUCCACUGGGGUGGGUGUGUAGGGGGGAGCAAUUCUCCUUUUCUUAAACUUAAAUAAAGUGUUACAAAAUAGA